AUGGCGACCGCGCCAUCGUCGCAGGUGCGUCAGAACUACCAGCAGGAGUGCGAAGCCGCCAUCAACCGGCAGAUCAUCCUGGAGCUCUACGCGUCCUACGUGUACCUCUCCAUGGCCUACCACUUCGACCGCGACGACUUGGCCCUGAAGAACUUCGCCACGUACUUCCUGCGCCAGUCAGGCGAGAAGCGCAAGCACGCGGAGAUGCUGCUGAAGCUGCAGAACCAGCGCGGGGGCCGCAUCCAGCUCCGCGACAUCAGGAGGUGUACAACUGAUUGA
Trichechus manatus latirostris (Florida manatee) is the source of this 279-nucleotide messenger RNA. RefSeq names its product ferritin heavy chain-like. Gene Ontology annotation, biological process: iron ion transport; intracellular iron ion homeostasis. Bases 1 to 279 code for a protein of 92 amino acids. Gene Ontology annotation, molecular function: ferric iron binding; ferrous iron binding. The record is from RefSeq and is a predicted model, not a curated record. NCBI's taxonomy places the organism in Eukaryota, Metazoa, Chordata, Mammalia, Sirenia, Trichechidae. Gene Ontology annotation, cellular component: cytoplasm. The transcript is spliced from 2 exons.